Molecule: messenger RNA, 639 nt
Organism: Puccinia graminis f. sp. tritici CRL 75-36-700-3
Lineage: Eukaryota; Fungi; Basidiomycota; Pucciniomycetes; Pucciniales; Pucciniaceae
Exons: 1
Coding region: 1-639 (212 amino acids)
Source: RefSeq, a predicted model, not a curated record
AUGACUCCGCCUGGCAAAUGCUCGGACGAGCCAGUUCAACGACUCGCCGGACGGCCAUGCCCGAGAGCCGCUCAGACAAACCCGUGCGAGGACUCGUCAGACAGGCCGGUUCAACCGGUUAGUCUAGACAGUGUGACAUACUCGCGCUUGGCCUACGACCGCUCGCCGAUCGCGGUUGACCGGGUCUUCAACAAGGCGCUUGCGCUUCCGCACCGGUCGGACAACGACGAUCUGCGCAGCGGCCGUUUGCUCUCCGAUCUGCUACCCUCCUCCUCCUCCUCCUCAUUGGCGGACAGAUCUGGCUUGGAGGACAACCGGCUCAAACACCCCUUCCCAUCCGAGCUCGCCGACGAUCUUGAUCCAACGCUCCUGUCUCAACUGUCGCUCUCCCCGGCUAUAGGACCCGCAGAGCAAUUGGACCCCCCUGCGAUCUUCGUCGCCGUCGAGUGCCCGGAAAGGGCGGCCUCCUGGCAGAUCCGGCCGGACCUGUUUGGCCUGACGUCUCAUUCCGAGGACGGGUUGAGCGAGUCGACCUCCUCGUCGAGCUCGCAAGAGCCUCCCACGACGCCUGUGAUUUCCCAUACAGCCCCCCUUAUUCGAUGGAGUUGUAAGUUGAGGAAGAGUAUGUAUGGGAGCUGA